UUCCGUCCUGUCCUGUCCUGCAUAUUAUGGAGUGAAGAAGUAAUGGUGGUAUUACCAGUUGUAAGGGUUUCGUGAUAUGAAAUUUUCGAAGCUUCAGUAUUUAUCGUUGACAAUUUAUUUCAAGUGCAGUUCAGUUGAAUAAUUGUGACGGUGGAAGUGUAGUGAAAACUAUGUUACAUUAGGAGAAACAAAUCAGGUCACAUCGAUCUUUGCUCUAGGUAUAUAUAAGUAGGUACCUAUUCCCCUAAAAGGAAGAAUCAAAAACCGAUAUCGUCUUAAUUUACAAAGCCUUAAAGAUCUUCGCAAAUGUCAUAUCCAGGGCGUCCACCCAUCAUGCAAGGCCUUCCCAUGGCUUACAUGUCUAUGGGGGCACCUGCACCCCAGUUAAUGCCAGCAGUUAUGCCUAUACAACAUAUGGUGCCCAUACAGGUUACCAGCGCGCCACAAAUACGAGCUUAUCCUAAGCUCAAUCCUAACCGAGAACAACAGAAGCAGAUACAAGGACCAGCUGUUACAGUAUUCGUUGGGAAUAUUACGGAACGUGCCCCAGAUGCCAUGAUACGGCAGAUUCUAGCAGCUUGUGGUCAUGUAAUCAGUUGGAAGAAAGUUAAAGCUUUUGGAUUCUGCGAAUUAGCCGGACCUGAUGCUGGUCUUAGGGCUGUUAGAAUUUUACAUGAUCUUAUGAUAGGGGAUAAGAGAUUAGUUGCUAAGGUUGAUGCUAAGACUAAAACAGUUUUAGACGAAUAUAAAGCUGAGAGACGAAGAAGGCAGAAGGGAUCAACUUCCCCGCUCCAGGAUGAGCCUGAAGAGGAGGAGCUUGAUGAAGAAACUCAAGCUCUCGAUGCAGUUGCUUUGGAAAGAAUCAAACAAAUAAUUUAUGAAUAUCAAGAAGAGAUGAACAACUUUGAGGCAAAAAAAGAAGAGGAAGUAAUAGAAAAGUGGAACAAGGUUUUGGCAGAAGCUGAAGUGGAGGAAGAGAAACGAGAUUUAAUUACUAGAGAAAUAGGAAAGUUUCGAGAAAUCAUGAAAAAACAAGAAGAAGAGAAAGAGGUUCGCAAGAAGAAAGAAGAAUUAAAAGACAAACCUCGCGAUCGGGACAGGUCUCGCUCACACUCGCCGAGUCCGGCAAGGAGGAAGGACAAAGAAGAGAAGAGAAGAAGGCAUUCUAGAUCGAGGUGGGAAAUUGGAAUGUUUUGUUCAAGGUUGACGAUUUUACGCAUAACCGUAUGUUUCAGAUCACAUGAGAAGAGCAGAGAGCGGGAAAAGGACAGGGAACGGGAGAAAGAGAGAGAACGUGAACGCGAGAGAGAAAAAGAAAGAGAGCGCGAGAGAGAGCGUGAUAGGGAACGUGAUCGGGAGAGAGAAAGAGAACGAGAACGAGAGAGGGAACGUGAACGUGACAGAGAACGAGAUAGAGAUAGAGGCAGAGAUAGAGACAGAGAUCGAGAUCUUGAUGACAAAAAAAGUACCAGAGACUUGAUGAGGGAAAAGGAGAUGGAAGAGGAGGCUAAAGAGAAGAAAAAGGCCGAAAGAAGGGCUCGAGAGAAAGAAGCUGCUUACCAGGAAAGGUUGAGGGCUUGGGAAACCAGAGAAAGGCGUAAAGCUAAAGAAUAUGAAAAAGAAAGGGAAAAAGAUAGGUUGAAGGAAGAGGAACGAGAACAUGAUGCUAAAAGACUCAAAGAAUUUUUGGAAGAUUAUGAUGACGAACGAGACGACACAAAGUAUUACAAGGGUCGGGAGCUACAAAAAAGAGUUGCCGAUAGAUUGAAAGAAGCCGACCUAGACAAUAGGGAUAGAUUGAAAGAAAAGGAAGAAAUUGAAGAACUCAAAAAUAGGAUAUUUUCUGGCGAACAUGAAGAUCCAAAUGCCGAAUUUGAAAAAGCCAAAAAAGAAAGAGAGGAACAGUAUAAACCUAAACUUCUCAUUGACGUGAAUCUAGAACACUGGAAGCAGAAAGAAAGAGAAAAGGAAAGAGAAAUCGAGCGACAGAAGGCACGAGAGAGAGAAAGAAAUCGGGAAUUGGACAGAGAAAGAGACAGACAAAGGCAACGAGAAGAAAGAGAAAAGUAUAUAUUGCAACAAGCGGCUCAGGAAUUAGCAGCUGUUGAAGCAGAACCUAUAGACAGCGAUAGCGACAUGGAUGAUGAUAAUCACUACAGUCCAGCACCGCCUGAGCCAGAUAGCGUUUCAGUAGACAAUAUGGACUCUGCACAGUGGACUCAGGUUCAGGCUCCCGAAGAAGACUCUAGGCAUUCCUUCACCUCAAACCAUGAUGACCAGUCAGCUGCUCCGACUGGCACUGGCAUGAAGAUAACCCUAUCGAAACCCAUCACGCUGCAGUCACCUACAAGAGAUUCAAAACGCAAGAGAGCUGACCUGCGCGAAGUUUUUAACCCAGACGAAGAUGACAGUGCCACUCAGGUCAAAAAACGAAAAUUAAUUCCAUUAGAUUAUAAUGAAGACAAGAAGAGCAAGAAAGAAAAAGAAAAGGAAAAUGGGGAUAAGAAGGUGGAAGAAACAAAAUCACAAGAAGAAAAGCGUAAAAGCAUUAAGUCUCUAAUUGAAAAGAUUCCUACCGAGAAAGAUGCCUUGUUCGCCUACCAAUUAGACUGGGGGGCCAUUGACAAUAAUCUGAUGGAAAAGAAAAUCCGUCCUUGGAUCAAUAAAAAGAUUAUAGAAUAUAUUGGCGAGCCAGAACCGACUUUGGUAGAUUUCAUUUGUUCCAAAGUAUUGGCUGGCUCCCAACCUCAGACUAUUCUGGAAGAUGUGCAGAUGGUCCUUGACGAAGAAGCAGAAGUUUUUGUGGUAAAAAUGUGGAGACUAUUGAUUUACGAAGUUGAGGCAAAGAAAUUAGGUUUAGUGAAAUGAUGAAGCAGUAUCGGUUUAUUACUUUUUUUUAUGUACAUACAUAACAUCAUAAUUAUUUAGUUAUCAGAUUGACCCGAUGAACUCAAGCAUGAUUUCCAAACGUAUUUUUAUAUUGUUUUGUCAUUGCUGCCUACCAUUUUCGUAUUUGUGUAAGUUCAAUAAAGCGAUUUGGGUUAUUUUUUCCUGAAGCAAAAA
This is a messenger RNA of Leptinotarsa decemlineata (Colorado potato beetle), 3063 nucleotides long. Its product is annotated as RNA-binding protein 25. Gene Ontology annotation, cellular component: spliceosomal complex. Lineage: Eukaryota; Metazoa; Arthropoda; Insecta; Coleoptera; Chrysomelidae. The record is from RefSeq and is a predicted model, not a curated record. Gene Ontology annotation, molecular function: mRNA binding. Gene Ontology annotation, biological process: regulation of alternative mRNA splicing, via spliceosome.